Molecule: messenger RNA, 5205 nt
Organism: Rhineura floridana
Lineage: Eukaryota; Metazoa; Chordata; Lepidosauria; Squamata; Rhineuridae
Gene: ITGAX
Product: integrin subunit alpha X
Exons: 30
Coding region: 103-3639 (1178 amino acids)
Biological process (GO): integrin-mediated signaling pathway; cell-cell adhesion; cell-matrix adhesion
Cellular component (GO): integrin complex; external side of plasma membrane
Molecular function (GO): integrin binding
Source: RefSeq, a predicted model, not a curated record
CAGCUGCUUCAGACAGUCCCAUUGCUUAAACAAUCACUUCUUCCUAAGGGUGUGGUGACACCAGUCCUCCUCAUCACCACCCAGCCUCCCCAAGACUUCUGCAUGGCCAGUACUCGACCAAGGAUGGACUCUCUGUCAGUCCUCAUCUAUUUCUGUGCCACCAUGGUGAAGGUGUGCCAUGGAUUCAGUCUGGAUACCGAACAGCCAAUCACCUUCCAGGAAACAGCAGCGGGCUUUGGGCAGAGUGUAGUGCAGUUCGGAAGCGGAACAAAUGGAGGGGUGUUGGUUGGUGCCCCACUCCAGAAGGGGGAGGUGAACGAAAUGGGUAAGCUCUACAAAUGCCAGCCAGUGCCAAGCAAAUCAGGCCGUUGCCAGGAGGUCCUUUUGCAAAGACCCACUGAUGCUGUGAACAUGUCUCUUGGUAUGUCUCUCUCUGCACACAAUUCCCAGUUGCUGGUGUGUGGUCCCACAGUUCAUCAGACCUGUGGGGAAAACAUAUACCUCAAGGGCUACUGCUUUCACCUGGACCAAAAUCUGAGGGAGACACAACGCUUUCCUGAGAAGCUGCCUGAAUGUGCAAAACGGCUCACCGACAUCGUUCUCCUGAUAGAUGGCUCGGGAAGCAUUCGACGCCAUCAGUUUUCGCAGAUGAAGACAUUUUUAUCCGAGGUCAUGAAGCGUUUCCAAAAUACCGACACUCAGUUCGCUUUGUCCCAGUACUCGAACAAAUAUGAAGAGCACUUCAACUUUCUUCAGUUCAAAAAUGCUGCAGAUCCCAAUAACCUUGUUAUACCAGUAAAACAGCUGCAUGGGGCAACUCACACAGCUACAUAUAUACAGAAAGUGGUGCAUGAGCUCUUUGUCCCCAGAAAAGGAUCCCGCCAUGGUGCCUCGAAGAUUCUUAUUGUGAUAACAGAUGGGGAGAAAUCUGGAGAUCCCCUGGAGUACAGAGAUGUGAUCCCAGAAGCUGAGCAAGCUGGCAUCAUCCGCUUUGCCAUUGGGGUUGGAAGAGCGUUUGGAGCCGGUGCUGGCAGGGAAGAGCUCAAUGAUAUUGCCUCUAAACCAGUCUCAGACCAUGUUUUCUCAGUGGACAACUUUGAUGCUCUCAAGGACAUCCAGAGCCGACUUCAGGAUAAAAUUUUUGCCAUUGAAGGUACACAAUCCCAAAGUGGCAGCUCCUUCCAGUUAGAGAUGUCCCAGGAGGGAUUCAGUGCCUUGCUGACCCCGGAUGGUCCCAUGUUGGGGGCAGUAGGAGCCUAUGACUGGUCUGGAGGAAUCUUCCUAUAUGGGAUCUUGGGUAAUGCAGCCUUUAUCAAUGUGUCCAGCACCACUAAGGACAUGAAUGAUGCUUAUCUUGGUUAUUCAGUUCAGAUGGUACAAGUGAACGGUCGGAGCAGCUAUGUGGUUGGGGCCCCUCGCUACCAGCAUGCUGGCCGGGUCGUCUUGUUCAGCCAGCAAAAUUUGGAGUGGAAGCUGAAAUCAGAGCUGUCUCCAAAGGAGUCCCUCCAGAUUGGCUCAUACUUUGGUGCCACACUUUGCUCCGUGGACCUUGACAGAGACAAAAACACGGAUCUGGUUCUCAUUGGGGCUCCCAUGUACUACGACGGCGUGGCAGGAGGGAUGGUCUACAUCUGCCAGAGGCGGGGGGAGACCUUUUUCUGCAACAAGAAAUUGCAGGGGGACACCAAACAGCCCCUGGGCCGCUUUGGGGCCAGCAUAGUGGACGUUGGUGAAAUAACCGGGGACCGAUGGACAGAUGUGGCCAUUGGGGCUCCAAUGGAGGAUGAGAAUCGAGGAGCCGUCUACAUAUUCCGUGGGAACAGCGGUUCCAUCAACCCAACGUACAGCCAGCGCAUCCAAGGCUCUCUGUUUGCCAAUAGGCUUCAUUACUUUGGCCAGGCUAUUGGUGCUGGAGCAGAUCUGACUGGAGAUGGACUCCCAGAUGUAGCAGUGGGGGCUCAGGGGCAAGUGCUGCUGCUGAGGGCUCGCCCCGUGGUCCAAGUAGUGCCCAGGAUCACCUUCACCCCGUCUGUGAUCCCCAUCGCUGCCUUCGAGUGCCAGGACCAGUCCGAGCUGAACAAGGAGGUCAGCAAGGCAACUGUUUGCCUCACCAUCAAGUCGGACCCUCGGUUUACACUAGGCAGCAGCAUUUCGAACACCAUUCAAUACACCUUGACCUUGGACCCUGGUCGAUUGAAGGUUCGGGCCAUUUUUAAUGAAGGUUCAGGCUCCUCCACCAUCAGCAAUGAGAUAAAAAUGGGCUUGACGACACAAUGCAAGGACUAUCGCAUAAAGUUACCGACCUGCAUAGAAGACAGCCUCAUGCCCAUAAACCUCCGGUUGAAUUAUACCCUGAUGGGAGAUCCCAUUCCUCGUGCUGACAACCUGCGAGCCAUCCUAAACAAAGAUGAAUCCCAGCCAUUUACAGCAUCGCUACACUUUGAAAAGAAUUGUGGCACAGAUGGAGUCUGUAAAGACCGACUAAAAACCUCCUUCAAUUUCUCAGGCCUGGACACUCUGGUGGUGGGUCUGACCUCUGAGCUCAAUGCUACAGUCUUUAUCCGGAAUGAUGGCGAGGAUUCCUAUAGCACCACCCUGACCUUCUCCUACCCUUCAGCCCUGUCCUACCGCCGGUUCAUUGUUUUGCAGUCCAACAGGAAAUACAUUGUCAUUAAAUGUGCCUCCACCCGUGCUGCAGAGGAGGACCCCGUGAGGAACACCACCUGUAACAUCAACCACCCCAUUUUCCGGAGUGGGGCUGAGGUUAUUUUCAUUGCCACCUUUUCCAUCUCCCAGGAUGCAGAUCUGGGGAGUGAGGUGCAGAUCAAUGCCACAGCUGGCAGUGAAAACAACACCCCCCUCACUGAGGACAUGGUUCGCCAAGCAAAGCUGCCUGUCAAAUACGCUGUAUACAUCUUUGUUAACACUAUUGAUGAGUCAACCAAGUAUGUCGAUUUUUCUGCUGGUCAGGAAGAUGGCAGUCAGACUGUGGAACACCGAUAUGAGGUGAAGAACACCUACUGGCGAAAUGUUCCUGUCUCAGUGACGUUUCAGUUUCCCGUACAACUAAAUGGGACCAGGGUUUGGGACGCAUCCGUGGACAUGCCUCCUGAGUUGCACCACCUGGCUCAGUGUGCCCUUGAAAGACAGACUCCAGGGUCCAAGGAUUUUGUGAACCAACUAAAGAAGUAUCCCAUUGUGGACUGCUCUGUGGCUGCUUGUAAAACGAUCCUUUGCAACAUUCCAUCCCUGGAGCUGCAGCAACCUUUGGAGUUCAGGAUCAAGGGGAACAUCAGCUUCAAAUGGGUCUCCCAGACCCAGCAGAAGAAAGUGACCCUUGUGAGCUCAGCAAGGAUUUCCUAUGAUGAGAAAAAAUAUUCCCAGAAAGAGGGCUUUGUUCAGAGCCAGGGGAAGACUGUGGUGGAAUUCUUGGAGCCCUACAACUACCUUCCCAUCAUCAUUGGGAGCAGCGUGGGAGGACUCAUCCUCCUUGCUCUGAUUGCUGCAGUUCUGUACAAGGUUGGCUUCUUCAAGCGACAGUACAAGCAGAUGAUGGAUGAGGCUGCAGAUGGUGAGGUGGCUGGACCCCCGCAAGACAGUGGCGCUGACAUCAGCCCUGCUGCUGCGACGAAAGGAUAACACCACCCACCCACCCACUCCAUUCCUUCUGUAGGGUGUGUCUUCUGGCCCUCCCACAAUACUCAAAUGGAUGGAACAAGAAGAGAGGACUGCUCCAGAGGGUAGCUGAGGUCUGCUUCAUAGACUGCAGUUUCCUUAAAUAGGAAGGGCUUUGAUGGCAGGGAAUGACCAUCUGUGUGUAUGAACCAUCCACACAAUGAAAUACAGUAUGUACAUGUGGGAUUGUCACAGGUGAUCACCUAAAUCAGGAAUAGGGAACCUGUGGCCCUCCAGGUGUUGUUGUUUGACUCCCUCCCAUUAUCACCACCCAGUGUGGCCAAUCGAUAGAGAUGAUGUCCAACAACAGCUACAGGUUUCCUGAUCCUGACCUACAAAGAAAUCAGCAGAUCAUUUCCUACAAAGAAGUGCUUUUUAUGCAGGAAAAUAUGCAUAUCAUGGCUCUGAAAGCUCAGUAUCAUGGCUUCUAAGCCCCAGGCCUUUGGGCUGGUAAAGAUCAAUCAUAUGUUGAAGAAAUAUAUUAGUGCAAGAACGAGUGUCUUAUCUUUGUAUCCAGGGUCAGGAACAGGCAAGUGCAUAUUUGUACUCUGCAUAUUUUGUUUCCUGCAGUAAUGUGGAAUUUCAUCCUGGUGUAAAAAAAUUAAAAUUUUUUUUAAGUUUCUUGUCCUUAUGGAUGUAGCAACCUGAAAAAAGAAUGUAGGCAGUGUCACCUUAGCUGCUUAAGUGGUCAAGGGCUGAGGCAUGUGUGUCUUGCACAGUUCCUCUCAGUCCUCAAGGACAAUUAUUCACUGGUCCCUGCCCCUAUAGUCUAGAUGCCACUAUCUCCAUUCUCUAAUUCCGCCAGUUCUGGCAAAAAGAAAAUGGUUUUCAAAUAUCUAGAUCAUGGAAGCAAAAAAUAGCAAAUAUAUUUAUUUUCCAUAAAUUAACCCAGGUUUUGGGAUUUAAUAUUUCAGUCACAAAAUUUGGAUGAAAUACCUUUAGGUGAAAUGUUAAAAUUCUACUGCCUAGCACUUGUUUUGCUGAAGAUAGAUAGAAGAUAGACGCUUAAUAAAGCAGACCCGCCACCGCGAUCAUAUCACCCCAGUGUUGAUUGAAUUACACUGGUUGCCAGUUGUAUACCGGGCCCAAUUCAAGGUGUUGGUUUUAACCUUUAAAACUCUAUACGGUUCCGGCCCAGUUUAUCUGAAGGAGCGCCUCCAGUAUCACCAAAUAUGCCGCCAAACAAGAUCAGCCUCACAGGACCUUCUCUCGGUCCCACCAACUAAGACAGCUAGGUUGGUGCGGACCAGGGAGAGGGCUUUUUCAAUUGUGGCCCCCACCCUCUGGAACUUACUUCCCUUUGACCUUCGGCAUGCCCCCUCCCUGUUGACUUUUCGCCGAGCCUUGAAGACCUGGCUCUUCAGGCAGACCUAUGGGAUCUCUGGGGUGGGUUAGGUUUUACACUGUAUUAAUGUAAGAUGGUCUUCAGAUGAGAUGUUAUGAUAUUAAUAAUGUGAUGAUUAUGUAUAUGAGCAGAUUGUAUUUUAUAUUGUAUUUUAUAUUGUACGUCGCCCAGAGUGCCCGUUCAGU